AUGUUGCGCAGGACUGUGCGACUCCGGAAGGAGUACCUCUUCCGGAAAGCGACUGAGGAGAAGGCGCGAGUGCUUGCAGACAGGAAAAAACGGCUGAAGGAGGCGCUGGAGAGCGGAAAACCCGUCCCCACCGAUUUGCGUGGAGAGGCGGGUCAGAAACUCCUUCCCACUCUCGACCUCGAGGAUGUAAACACGGCCCAGACGACCUCCCAUAUCGACGACGAGUACGCCUACGCAGGCGUUGAAGACCCGAAAGUUGUGUUGACGACAUCGAGAAAUCCUUCGAGUCGCCUCCAGCAGUUCGUGAAGGAGCUGCGCUUGCUGAUUCCAAACAGUCAAAGGAUAAACCGGGGUGGCUACGUGGUGAAUGACCUAGUCGAACUCUGUCGCAGCAACAGCGUGACCGACUUGAUCAUCAUCCACGAACACAGAGGCCAGCCCGACGCCAUGGUCGUGUGCCACCUUCCUCACGGGCCGGCAGCUCACUUCAACCUCUCCGGAGUUGCUCUUCGCCACGAUCUGCCGGAAAAGCCGGCAAAUAUGUCGGAAGCUGCGCCACAUUUGGUUUUCCACAACUUCACGUCCCGCGUAGACGAAGAAAACUCAGCAGAGAAGAGAGGCCGUCUGGAGCUAGUGGAGGUCGGCCCUCGUUUCACAUUGAAGCCCUACCGGAUUGACUUGGGGACAGCUGAAAUGAAGGACGUGGAAACGGAGUGGGCAGUUCGGCCUUUCUUCAACAAACCGAAAGCGGCGUUAACUGAGUGA
Neospora caninum is the source of this 765-nucleotide messenger RNA. Its product is annotated as putative U3 small nucleolar ribonucleoprotein protein. NCBI's taxonomy places the organism in Eukaryota, Apicomplexa, Conoidasida, Eucoccidiorida, Sarcocystidae. Gene Ontology annotation, biological process: rRNA processing. Gene Ontology annotation, cellular component: small-subunit processome; Mpp10 complex; nucleolus. The transcript is spliced from 5 exons. Bases 1 to 765 code for a protein of 254 amino acids. Gene Ontology annotation, molecular function: rRNA primary transcript binding; snoRNA binding. The record is from RefSeq and is a predicted model, not a curated record.